Pundamilia nyererei is the source of this 1939-nucleotide messenger RNA. Its product is annotated as synaptotagmin-5. The coding region runs from base 39 to 1550 and encodes 503 amino acids. Gene Ontology annotation, biological process: calcium ion-regulated exocytosis of neurotransmitter; vesicle fusion. The transcript has 5 exons. Gene Ontology annotation, cellular component: exocytic vesicle; synapse; plasma membrane. Gene Ontology annotation, molecular function: calcium-dependent phospholipid binding; SNARE binding; clathrin binding. Lineage: Eukaryota; Metazoa; Chordata; Actinopteri; Cichliformes; Cichlidae. The record is from RefSeq and is a predicted model, not a curated record.
CACAGUGACUCCACACACAAACCAAACGGCGUGGGAACAUGUCGCAGUACAUGCUGGCAGUUCACUUGCAGAUCCUGCUGGCUGUGGGUCUAGCUGUAUUCUGCUAUUGUCUAGUUCUUGGCUGCAUCCUUUGCUAUCGCAAAAGGAAGAAAGCCUCAUUGGAGGACAAAGAAGCAGUUUUUUUGUCUCCUCAUCCUGCAGAGUGUGUGACUGUGACACUGACUCCUUCUCCCUGUACGCAAAUUGUGAAACAGCAAUAUGAAGAAUUGGAUGGGGAUGUUUUUGAAUUUUCUUUCUCUAAGAGCAGCUCUUCUCCCUCUGAAGAUGACCUCACUGCUCUGCCCUUUGACUCCAGCCCUACCAGGUCAGCUGACCUGGUAAAAUCUCCUAGAUCUUCUUUUCCACUGCGGCGCCUCAGCACUCCUGCAGUUCCCUGUUCACCCAAUAAACCUCCAAGACAUGGCCGAGCCUCUUUGCCUUCUCUCACCAGGUUGAGUUUUGUGCCUAAAUCCCGUCGAGCAAUCGGCCGGCGCUGCACUGUGACUGGUGAAAAUUUUAUUUACAGUGAGAGCAGUUGUCUGACUGCAGGCGCCGUCAGACCUCCUGUGGAGGAGGGAAAGCCUUGUCCAUCACAGUAUGGCUCUAACUCUCUCUCCCCUCCCAAACCAGCUCCACUCCUUCACUUCUCCGUGGUCUUCUCUUCUGCUUGUGCCACCCUGGUGAUCAACAUCCUAGGUCUCUUGGGGGUCAGUCGAAGGCGCAGUGGGGUGUUUGUUAGGGCAAGCCUUCCUCCACUUUGCCCUUCCCCACAGCAGAUAUCCUCACGACGACGCAGCCUCAGCCCAGAGCUCCACAACCAGAGCUUUGCACUGCAGGUGAGCUCUGUGGAAGAGCUGCGGACCUGUACCUUGAAACUGGCUGUCUACAGUAGGGACUUCUCUGGUCUAAGAGAGGCUGCACUGGGGAUAGUGGAGUUGCCUUGUGAGAAGUUGGACUGGGAGCCUGAUAUUGCCACCACCUACACCAGGCAGCUCUGCCCAACUAAGAGCAAGCUGAAAAAGAGUGUGAGUUCUCAGGAAACGCUGGGCCGCAGGAAGAGCUCUGUGUGUGUGCCACGGGAUUUGGGGCAACUGUUCAUCCUGCUGCAGUACCAGACACUAGCCCAGCGCAUCAAGGUGAUGGUUCGAAAGGCUGAGAAUCUGGCCAAGCUCACAAGGAUCCCAGGAGCUCCAGACCACUAUGUUGUCAUUAACUUGCGUCAGGAUGGGAAGGUAAUUGGUACUAAGGAGACUAAAGGGGCCAGUGGUCCAAACCCCAUCUGGAACGCACCAUUCCUGUUUGACCUGCCUCCCGGUGACAUAAAUCAGCUACCACUGGUGCUUGAAUUCAUCGUCAUGCAGGGGCGCCUCUACACUAAGAGCAGCAUUCUGGGUCGGGUGCUGAUUGGCACUGAUGCUUCAGAGGAGGGACAGAAACACUGGAGGGAAAUUUGCAGUCGGGGGCAAAUAGAAACUACUCGCUGGCAUACCAUCCGGUCAGAUGCGCUGUAAGAGUGAGAGUGUGAAUGACUGACACAGCGUGGGACGCCCUUUGCUGACUAGUGAGGAUGAUUUCAAUAGCUAUGAUCACAAUCACAAAAAACAAUUAUUAAAUAAUAACUCUUCAUGAUUUUCUAUGUACAUUGACAGACUUGUACAAGUAAAAAAACAUUUAUUGUGAUUCUUUCCAUUGUGACUUCUUAACCUUUAUUCCGUUUUUUGUUUUGAGGAAAAAAAACAGGGAAACAUAUUUAGUUUUCUUUAUAGCCACUAGAAUUACAAAUGAGGGGACAUUUUGAUUUUAAUUCAGCUAAACAUUGUAUUUUCAUAUUUUGUAUUAUGUAUAUGCAUAUUUAACAUUAAUGAAGAGCAAAUUAUUAUAAAACCUGCACAUUUUUCAG